Messenger RNA from Penicillium waksmanii, 192 nucleotides. RefSeq lists its product as uncharacterized. The transcript has a single exon. The record is from RefSeq and is a predicted model, not a curated record. Bases 1 to 192 code for a protein of 63 amino acids. NCBI's taxonomy places the organism in Eukaryota, Fungi, Ascomycota, Eurotiomycetes, Eurotiales, Aspergillaceae.
AUGCUUGAAAAUGAUGGCUCAGCUCCCGGUAUCGCUGGCCCCGUCCACUCUACAAGACCAUCAAAAGAACAGAUUCAGACAGAGCUAGCCUUAAGUGGCGGGAAAGAUGUCGACACAGAGCCAAAGCCGGUCUAUGAAUUGGACAAUCAUCUCACAGAGACGCUAUUAACCAUAUUCGAGAAUGGAGACUGA